Trifolium pratense (red clover) is the source of this 1976-nucleotide messenger RNA. Its product is annotated as ethylene-responsive transcription factor RAP2-4-like. Bases 562 to 1608 code for a protein of 348 amino acids. Lineage: Eukaryota; Viridiplantae; Streptophyta; Magnoliopsida; Fabales; Fabaceae. Gene Ontology annotation, biological process: regulation of DNA-templated transcription. The transcript has a single exon. Gene Ontology annotation, molecular function: DNA binding; DNA-binding transcription factor activity. The record is from RefSeq and is a predicted model, not a curated record.
AAGAGUGGCUGAGAGUUUCACACCAAACAGAGUGAGAGAGAGAGAGAGAGAGAGAAAAAAAAAAGAGUGUUGUUCAUAUUUUCAGAUUUCAUAAUAUUGUGUGCUUCUUGUUUUUUCUUCUUUUUACACCCCCCCUUCUCUUGCACCCCGCUUCUCUGUAUCCCCUUUCUGUUAAUCAUCUGUCUUUCAUGUUAUCAAUUUUUUGAGUUUUUUUUCUAAACUUCAAAAGGGGUAUAUCUAGAAAGUUCAGGUGUUUUCAGAAUCGAGAUCCAGUUUUUAUUUUUUAAGAAAAAAAUUUGAUUUUGAUUUUUUAUUUUUUUUUAGUUUAAUUUUUCUCAUCUUUGAAUCAGCCAAGAGGGUUAUUUUUGAUCCCUCAAAGCUUUGAUUUUUAAUUAUUUUUUUAAAAAAUUUCUGAAACAAAGAGGUUGUCUAUUUUAAACCUCUUUCACCAAUUUAUUUUUAUCUUAGAAAAUUUUCAAUUUUUAUUUUUGAGUAAACACAGAUUAAUUUUAUCUAAGAUCUGUGUUUUUCAAUUAAUUUUUUUGGUAAAUUAAUUUGUUUAUGUCAAGUAGAAUGGAUUUUUUCAAUAAUUCACAAGAUCCAUUCAAUGGUGAGUUAAUGGAAGUUCUUGAACCUUUUAUGAAGAGUUCUUCCACUACUACUCCUACUCCAUCUUCAUCCUCUUUACCUUUAACUUCAUCACCAUUUUACUCUUCUACCCCCACUUCCUAUUUCCAACCUUCACAGCCCAAUUUCUACACAGAAAAUGGUUAUUGUUCAUCCAUGAUGACCUACCAAUUCCCCUCCUCAGGUAGUAGUAAUUCAUCAAAUAGCCAAAAUAAUUUCAUUGGCUUUGAACAACCACAACCAAAUUCUGUUCUUGGGCUAAACAACUUAACCACAUCUCAAAUUAAUCAGAUCCAAGCCCAGAUCCAGUUUCAGACCCAACAACAAAACAACAACUUAUCCUUUCUUGGGCCUAAGCCCAUCUCAAUGAAACAGCCUGGUAUACCUCCAAAGCCCACUAAGCUUUAUAGAGGUGUUAGGCAAAGACAUUGGGGAAAAUGGGUUGCUGAGAUAAGACUACCUAAAAAUAGAACAAGACUUUGGCUUGGUACUUUUGAUACCGCUGAAGAAGCUGCUUUAGCUUAUGAUAGAGCUGCUUAUAGAUUAAGAGGUGAUUUUGCUAGACUUAAUUUCCCAAACAUGAAAGACCAACAAGGUUUGUUUGGUGAGUUUAAGGUUUUGCAUUCAUCUAUUGAUGCUAAACUUGAUGCUAUUUGUGAAAGUCUAGGUGAUGUGAAUAAACAAGGUAAGAUUGAGAAAAGUGUGAGAGGUUCUAAGAAGGAUUUGAAAAAACAAGUUCAAGUUCAAGUUCAACCUUUGGAUGUUGAGAAUAAUGAUGACAAUAACAAUAAGGUUGUUGUUGUUGAAGGCUCAGGCUCUUUGUCUUCUCCUGAAGGUUCUGAUGAUUCUUCUCCACUUUCUGAUCUUACUUUUGCUGAUUUUGCCGAGCCACAAUGGGAAAAUGGUUCUGAACAAUUUAAUCUGCACAAGUUUCCUUCUUAUGAGAUUGAUUGGGAUUCUCUUGGAAAGAUGAUGGAUUGAUUGAUUGAUUGAGUUUUAUUAGUGGCUGCUACUGCAAUUUGAGUUUUUGAAAAUUGUAGUGUGCUGCCUCUAGGAUUUGGAUAAUUGAUUAAUUGAGUCUAUUGUAGGGUUUUUAUUUAUUUUAGAUUAUUUUGUCAUUUAUCGUUGUUAUUAUUAUUAUUAUAUGUCAAUAUUAUGGUGUAUGUAAGUAAAUUUGUCUACCUUGGUCAGCUGGCUUUUUUACUUGCUUGGCUAAGGAGAAUGACUUCGGCCUAGGUCAAAAUUUAUGGUAGUACAUUAUUAUUAUUAUCGAUGUAAUUCAAUUCUAUUAUUUGUAUUUUCAACUUAUUACGAGAAUGAAAAUAUAUUGUAUUAGAUUAUUAUUAUUA